This is a messenger RNA of Musa acuminata AAA Group (dessert banana), 813 nucleotides long. Its product is annotated as photosynthetic NDH subunit of lumenal location 3, chloroplastic-like. Gene Ontology annotation, biological process: photosynthesis; photosynthetic electron transport chain. Lineage: Eukaryota; Viridiplantae; Streptophyta; Magnoliopsida; Zingiberales; Musaceae. The coding region runs from base 279 to 632 and encodes 117 amino acids. Gene Ontology annotation, cellular component: photosystem II oxygen evolving complex; chloroplast; extrinsic component of membrane. The record is from RefSeq and is a predicted model, not a curated record. The transcript has 2 exons. Gene Ontology annotation, molecular function: calcium ion binding.
CAAGCCUGCGGCAAUCCUCGAAUGUAGCUUCCGGUUUACUACUUUCUGGUUGCUUGCGCCCAGCGAACAGCUCAUUCUUUCCUUUCUCGACCAACUACACCAUUAGGACACAUCCUGCUUCCUUUGAACAAGCCACGACGAGCUCUCUGUCUCUCUCUGUCUCUCUCUCUCUUAGCGUUUGGUAUGAGAACUAGUUCGUUGCCAUGAUGAUGUAGCCAGCGAUUUGGUGGUGGUUCCUCACAUUUGUGUACGUUCUCAGGCCAGAAGAAGCGGCAGCAAUGGAGGGCACGCAAUGGAAGGGAUCGGUCCACAGGAUCAGGAAGUGCGUGGUGGAUCUCCUGUCGAUGGAGGACGAUCUGGUGGACGACGACGACGAGGAUGCGUGGGAGCUGAUGGGUAGCGACCUUCGCCUCAAGUCUACCUUCUUGUACUGUGAUCUCAACCAGGUGAUCUCCCACGCUAGAGAAGAGCGGAAGAAGGUUCUCACCGACCUCGCCAACAAGCUCUUCUACUACAUGGAGCAGCUGGAUCAUGCUGUCAGGAUCCGGAGCAUGUCUUUGACGCAGGUCUGCUACAACGACACAGCCAAUGUGUUACAGGAGGUGAUGGCCGCUCUCAUGCCCCUUCGGUAGCUCGAUCACCGAAGGAAGACUGAAGUCCACAUUCUUUCGUCACAAAAAGUUGAAGCUACGCCAUGCACGACCAAAACUGUUGGCCGUUAGCAGUCUCUGCUGCAUGCAUGACUAAAACUUUGGCAGAGUUUUCUUCGUUUCUCAACUUUGUGUACAUUGAAGCCUUCGGAUUAGCACUAAA